Maniola jurtina (meadow brown) is the source of this 1653-nucleotide messenger RNA. RefSeq lists its product as uncharacterized. The record is from RefSeq and is a predicted model, not a curated record. NCBI's taxonomy places the organism in Eukaryota, Metazoa, Arthropoda, Insecta, Lepidoptera, Nymphalidae. The transcript has 14 exons. The coding region runs from base 42 to 1550 and encodes 502 amino acids.
UCGCAUGGUUUUACAAUUUCAAAAAGUAAUCAAAAAUCAAUAUGAAGUUUGAAACUUUGUUCCAAUUUGCAUGUUUGCUCGUCUUGCCUACGAAUAUAGUGAGUGCACACACCAAGGUGCCCGUGCUUUCUCUGGAUCAUAAGGGAAAUAUUACUAAAAAAUCUAUUCAAGAACCAUUGAGGUUUCUCCCCUUCAUAAUGCUAAUAGACCACAACCAGGACACGAGCGAGUACUGGCGGGAGACGGAAGUUCUCUCCCUGGUGAAGAAUAACGGUGCCAAUAUAGACUACGAGGAAUGUGAGAAGCGUAGCCCGGAGAAACUGCUUGUUCACAUUCCUACCAGAAGGACUGUUAGACCUAUCUGUAGGACUAAUAAUGAUUUCCAGCUAUGUCCGCAGUGUCCUCGUUUUAACAACUUCACUGAAUGUGAGCUCUUUCGUGAUUCGUGCAAGGAAAGCAGGGUCUUCCCAUCCGAGUACCGUACGUACUGCGAUAGGAAGUAUGGCAGGUGGAGGACCAUGUUCAUCCCUGCCGACUACGCGCAGUGCCGUUGUUGUGACGAAUGCGUCUUCUAUAGAGAAAUGGAUCAAUCAUGUGUAGCAGACGAAUACAACUUUGACGCCGAUGAAUUCUUGCCAGUCACAACAACUGAUUUCAGAGCGGGUUGCAAUCCUUAUUUGGGUCACCCGGAACAAGAAUACCGAGCGUUACGCUGUGACAAAAUCUUGAGGAGGUGUGUUCCAGUAACUGUACCUCCAUUACCGAGCGAAACUUUGAAUGUUCGUCGCAGCUUCCGUUUCGAGCCUCCAACAGACGGCAGUGACUGUCCUUUGUCGUGCCGAGGGGUUGAGUGUCGAGGCGGCCUGGUCCAGGAGCUGGAGUGUCCUGCGGGUGCUUUUUUGCCUGAUAAGGAGCAAUGCAACUGCUGUGGAAGAUGUAGCGCUUAUCAUCAGCUCAAUCAAAAAUGUGCGGAGUUUAAAAAGACCCGCAUAAAUGGGACCGACGAGACUGAGGUAGAAGAGGAGUUUCUGGAGCCGGGCUGUGAUGAUGGACUGGUGUGCAGACAGGGCAUCUGUCAAGAUAUACACUCCGUUCAGACGGCGGCUGGGAUCAGGAGGAAACGGGAUGAAAGAGUUUUGGAGGCUUACGAACCAUGCAAGAACGAGUUGAAAUACUUCAAGAAGAAAUACGGUAGAGAUGGUCACCUCCACUACAACGCUCCACAGUGCACGCCUCUGUGGCUCUACGCACCUGUCCAGUGUCGCCGAUUCGUUUGUUAUUGCGCCCUGGAAGAUGGCACUAUCAUACAAGGAAUCAAGGUACCACGCAUAGAGGUAUCCAACAUGAAUUGUGAUUGCGUACGAGAGAAAUGUCGUACAGGCGCUGACAUGGAGUGCGAUGGAUACGGCAAUUAUAAGAGGGCCACUUUUACUACCCACAUUGACCAGUGGAAUGAAGAGGUUAUAAAAGCUGGAGAUCCUCUGCAGUCUACAAAAGGCCAGGCUCCGAGGACUGGCUACGAAGCCGCGAUGCCCACUACGCGCAUAUGAUAUUAACCUAUACUGAACCAAUGUUAUGUUGACUUAGGGUGUUGUCUAUUCUAAGUUUGUUGACGAUCAAAGUAAAUAAAGGAACCUACUGUUAUAUAAUUUA